Betta splendens (Siamese fighting fish) is the source of this 7828-nucleotide messenger RNA. It is a transcript of the gene myo18ab, whose product is annotated as myosin XVIIIA b. Gene Ontology annotation, cellular component: myosin complex. The transcript is spliced from 41 exons. Gene Ontology annotation, molecular function: cytoskeletal motor activity; protein binding; ATP binding. The record is from RefSeq and is a predicted model, not a curated record. The coding region runs from base 597 to 6509 and encodes 1970 amino acids. Lineage: Eukaryota; Metazoa; Chordata; Actinopteri; Anabantiformes; Osphronemidae.
AAACCCUUGGUGGUCACUCGUGGAGUUUCAAGCCAACACAACAUGUGGAAAAACAAACAAAAAGCUGCAAUAAUGAGUCGUCGAUCUGAGUCAAUUUCACAGGGUUAAACAGUCAAUCGACGAUCGCUGUAAAGCGAAUUACGAAAAUGUGUAGAGGAUAAUAUUUACUAGUUAUGGCAAUUUCAAACCAAAAUAAGCAGCUGCAGUCUUAAACUGCCGAGCUAAGCGCCUUCACAAGGCGGUGCGCGCUCCCGCGUCCUGCAAUCGAUUUCUGGCAGACAGUCACUUUUUGACACCACAUCAGUCCACAGCCCGGAUAAAUAGAGGGGUUGCGUCAGAAAGGGCAUUCGGUCUAAAACUCGCCAAAAGCGAGCCCAGCUUCAUUAUGGGCGGGGGGAAUGCCGUGACGCAAUUGAUGUGUGCGGGGCCGGAUGGUCCAACGCAUCCGCAGCCAUUACUACUUGCUAGCUACACCCAGUAAGACAACGGCGGUGCACCCUUUGCUGUCCUGGAGAAGAGAAAUUUGUUCAAGUAAGUGACAGACAAGCCACUUAAAGUCAACUCACACUGCACAAAAAUAAAGUUUGGUUGUCAGCAUGUUCAAUUUGAUGAAAAAAGAUAAGGAGCGAGAAGAAAGUCGGAAGGAAAAGAAAGACAAAAAAGAACAAAUGUCUGCAGCAGAGCUGCGCAGCUUGGAAGAGAUGAGUUUGCGGCGUGGUUUCUUUAACCUGAAGAGAGAGGCAAAGCGUGAGUCUAAAAACAAACCAGAGAUUUCCAACCCCAUUCCCAUCAAAGUAACCUGCAACAACGAGGCCACCUUCACAGAUGUUGAGCUUGAUGGUAUAAGCAACAAAAGCAGUAUGGGUUUAGAUGACCAACUAAGUGUGGCCAGCUCCACUGAUGACAUAAAAUGUGAGAUAGGAGGAGUACAGGAUGGAAGUUCAGUGCGUGAUCGUGUGGCCAGACAAAACUCCUCGCAUGUGGGUCAGAUGAUGAAACGCUUUUCAUUUUCUCAGAGGAGCAAAGAAGAAAGCCCCUCAGAGGGCUCCACCCCCUCAGACCAGAACCUUUCUAUCCCUUCUCCUCAGGUAGAGGGCAAAAAUUUCACCAUGCUCCACCAGCACAGCUCUAAGGACCAGCCGGAACCUAUGGCGACCAAAAAAGUGUGCAUCCCUGAACUGGUAGACAAGACCUUUGCUACAGACCUGCAGUUGCCAGCUGUGGUUUUACUAAACGUAUCAGAAACACGUGAGCUGGUGCUUCAACGACGAAUCACUGGGGACUUUGGGUUUUCUUUACGCCGUACUACCAUGUUGGACCGCAGGCCUGAUGGAGCAGUGUACAGACGUGUGGUUCACUUUGCUGAACCUGGCGCUGGCACUAAGGAUUUGACUCUGGGGUUGGUGCCAGGCGACAGGCUGGUGGAAAUAAAUGGUCAAAAUGUGGAGAAUAAAAGUCGAGAUGAUAUAGUGGAGAUGAUUCGUCAGUCAGCAGACACAGUGAAGCUAAAGGUGCAGCCAAUCCUGGAGCUGAGUGAGCUAAGCCGCUGCUGGCUCAAAAACAUGGAGGGUCUACGCAGGGAGGCCAGACAUGUCAAGACAGAGGAGCAAAUUACAGCAGAACAAGCCUGGUAUGGAUCAGAGAAAGUCUGGCUAGUCCAUAAAGAUGGCUUCUCUUUGGCUACUCUGGUGAGGUCAGAUGCUGGAUGCAUGCCAGAUGGCAAAGUGAAAAUUAAACUUGAGAGUAAUGGCGCAAUACUUGAUGUGGAGGAAGAGGACGUAGAAAGGGCGAAUCCUCCACUGUAUGACCAAUCAGAGGACCUGGCUUCACUGCUUUAUCUUAAUGAAUCAAGCGUAAUUCACUGCCUUAGACAGCGCUAUGGAGGCAAUCUCAUGCAUACCUAUGCCGGUUCCAGCAUGGUGGUCAUCAACCCUCUUAGCACACCCUCGAUGUACUCUGAGAAAGUAAUGCAUAUGUUCAAGGGCUGCCGACGGGAGGACUCCGCUCCUCACAUCUACUCUGUGGCGCAGUCUGCCUACCGAAGCCUGCUCACCACCCGACAGGAUCAGUCUAUCGUGCUGCUGGGGAAGUCUGGCAGCGGCAAGACCACCAACUGCCAGCACCUACUGCAGUACUUGGUGUUAAUCGCAGGCAGCACUGGCAAAAUCUUCUCUGCUGAAAAGUGGCAGGCGGUUUACACCAUACUGGAAGCUUUUGGGAACAGUUCCACUGCCAUGAAUUCCAACGCUAGCCACUUCUCUCAUGUAGUGUCCCUUGACUUUGAUCAGACUGGACUGGUGGCCUCCGCCUCAAUCCAGACAAUGCUGCUAAACAAAAUGAGAGUGAGCCGGCGACCUGAGGCAGAGUCCACCUUCAAUGUUUUCUACUACUUAAUGGCUGGGGCCGACAGCAACCUGAGAACAGAGCUUCACUUUUAUCACCUGGCUGAGAACAGUGAAUUUGGAAUCUUACCACAGUCUAAGCCUGAGGAAAAGCAGAAAGCUUCACAGCACUUUACUAAGCUGCAAGCAGCUAUGAAAGUUCUGGGCAUCUCUAGUGAGGAGCAACGGGCAAUCUGGUUUAUCCUCGGGGCCAUUUACCACUUGGGAGCUGCUGGAGCCACCAAAGGCAUACUCAUAACCUGGUGCCAUUGGAAAGUGGGGCGUAGACAGUUUGCUCACCAUGAAUGGGCACAAAAAGCAGCCUACCUGCUGGGAUGUACCUUGGAUGAACUUUCCUCUUCUAUUUUUAAGCACCAAACAAUAGGACUACAGCACUCCACCUCAUUUGGAGGAGGACAAGAGACCAGCCGGGGUGAAAGCUCAGUUUUGAAGGUCUCGGCUCUGGAGUGUUUGGAGGCCAUGGCAUCAGGGCUUUACUCAGAAAUCUUCACUCUUGUGAUUAGUCUCAUUAACAGGGCACUGAAGUCCAGUCAACACUCUUUGUGCUCCCUGUUGAUUGUGGACACUCCAGGUUUCCAGAACCCACGGCUUGCUCAACAGCACCGGGGGGCCACAUUUGAGGAGCUUUGUUACAACUAUACCCAGGAGAGGCUGCAGGCUUUGUUCCACGAAUGUACCAUUAUUCAGGAACUAGAGAGAUACAAAGAGGAAAACAUAGAGGUAGCUUUAGAUGACAUAGAGUGUCGUACCUCACAGUCUGUAACAGCUAUUGACCAAACCUCAACACAAGCGCUGGUGCGUGCUGUGGCCAGGACAGAUGAGCCUCGGGGCCUUCUGUGGCUGAUUGAGGAGGAGGCUAUAACGCCUGAAGGUUCAGAGGAAACCUUGCUGCAUAGACUCUUCAGCUACUAUGGCUCUAAACAUGGAGAAAACAAAGGAGCCAGUCUGCUGAUGCGAGGAGAGAAACCUCAUGCCUUCCUGCUUGGUCACAGCCAUGGAACAGACUGGGUGGAGUACAACACUGAGGGAUGGUUGAACUAUGCCAAACACAACCCUGUUGCCCAGAAUGCUGCCACACUGCUGCAGGACUCCCAAAAAAAGAACAUAAGUGGGCUGUUUAUGGGUCGGGCCAGUGGUGCCACAGUGUUGUCGGGCUCUAUUGCUGGUCUCGAGGGAAGCUCCCAGCUUGCAGUGCGGCGAGCCACUAGCAUGAGAAAAACUUUUACUACAGGAAUGGCAGCCAUCAAGAAAAAGAGUCUUUGUAUCCAGAUCAAACUACAAUUGGAUGCUCUGAUUGAUAUGGUACGCCGGUCAAGGGUUCACUUCAUUCACUGCUUACUGCCCAAAUCCGAGGCAGUUGGCGUAAGUGGUGAGCCCCGUGUGAUCCAUGGAGAAAACUGUGAUUUAGGCCUUAUGACGUUGGAUGUGAUUCUCCUAAGGGCUCAGAUCAGAGGAUCUAAACUACUGGAUGCAUUGCACAUCUAUAGGCAAGGAUUCCCAGACCACAUGGUAUUUUCUGAGUUUUGUAGACGCUUUGAUAUACUGGCACCUCAUCUGAUCAGGAAACAUGGGCAUCACCAUAUAGCUACAGAUGGCAAGAAGGCAGUUCAGGAAUUACUGGAGUCCUUGGAGCUGGAGAGGAGCUGCUACCAGAUAGGGCUAAGUAGGGUGUUCUUCAGAGCGGGAAUUCUACUUAGGUUGGAGGAGCAACGUGAUGUUCAGACCAGAAGAAACAUCUCUGUAUUCCAGGCUUUCUGCAGGGGAUACCUUGCCAGACAGGCCUUCAAGAAGAGGAAGAUCCAGGAUUUGGCUAUUCACUGCAUCCAGAAGAAUAUUAGGAAGAAUUGUGGUGUCAAAAACUGGCCAUGGUGGAAGCUCUUCAUCACUGUCAGACCUCUGAUAGAGGUGCAGCUCACGGAAGAACAGAUUCGUGGAAAGGAUGAAGAGAUACAGCAGCUGAAGCAGAAGUUGGAGAAAGUGGAAAAGGAGAGAAAUGAGCUAAGACUCAACAGUGACCGUCUUGAGAUUCGGUUCACGGAGCUGUCAACAGAACUGGCUGAUGAGCGGAACACAGGGGAAUCAGCAUCUCAGCUGUUGGAGAACGAAACUUCUGAAAGACUUUGUCUAGAGAAGGAUAUGAAGGAUUUGCAGGCAAAGUUUAAAAGCGUGACAAAACAGAUGGAGGAUAUGAAACUGGAGGUGAUGGAAGCUCGACUGAUUAGAGUGUCUGAACUAAAUGGAGAGAUGGAUGAUGAUGAUACAGGUGGAGAAUGGAGGCUAAAAUAUGAGCGAGCCAUCAGGGAGACUGAGUUCACCAAAAAGAGACUGCAGCAGGAGUUUGACGACAAGCUGGAGGUGGAGCAUCAGAACAAACGACAACUGGAGAGAACGAUCAAUGACUUGCAAGCUGAUAAUGAAGAGUCUCAGAGAAACAUCCAGCAGCUCAAGAAAAAAACGCAACGACUGACCACUGAACUGCAGGACACAAAACUUCACAUGGAGAAUCUACAGAGUCGCAACUAUGACCUGGAGAAGAAGCAAAGAAAGUUUGACAAUGAGCAGAUUGUUGCCCAAGAAGAGGUACAGAGAGAAAGAAGCCUAAGGGAGAAACUAGCCCGAGAGAAAGACAUUCUAACUGGCGAGACCUUCAGCCUCCGACAGCAGCUAGAGAACAAGGACUUGGAGUUGUGCGCCGUUAAUGUGAGGGUGGAUCAGCUAGAAGCUGAACAACAGGACUUAAGCUCGCAGGAAUCCAAAGAUGAGACAUCACUGGCCAAGAUGAGGAAACAGCUCCGUGAUUUGGAGGCCAAGGUUAAGGACCAGGAGGAAGAACUGGAUGAGCAGGCUGGCACAAUCCAGAUGUUAGAACAGGGCAAGUUGCGCCUGGAGAUGGAAAUGGAACGUUUGCGUCAAACGCAGUCCAAGGAAAUUGAGACCAAAGACGAUGAGGUGGAGAACAUCAGACAGUCUUACAGCAAAAAGCUAAAACAAAUGGAAGUCCAGCUUGAAGAAGAGUAUAAUGAGAAGCAGAAGGUGCUUAAAGAAAAGAGAGAACUUGAGGCAAAGGUUCUGUCAGCACAUGAUAAGGUUCGAGAUAGUGGCAUUGAGACUGAGAAGCGUCUGAGGAAGGACUUAAAAAGAACCAAAGCUCUGUUGGCUGAUGCCCAGAUCAUGCUGGACCACAUAAAGAAUAAUGCUCCUAGCAAGCGGGAGAUUGCCCAGCUCAAGAAUCAGCUGGAGGAGUCUGAGUUUACCUGUUCAACUGCAGUUAAAGCUCGUAAGUCCAUGGAGGUGGAGAUUGAAGACUUUCAUGUUCAAAUAGAGGACAUUUCAAAAACAAAACAAGCGUUGGAAGAGCAGCUGAGUCACCUACAAAGGGAGAAGAAUGAACUGCAGUCAAGGAUGGAGGAGGACCAGGAGGACCUCAGUGAGCUAAUUAGGAAACACAAAACUGCUAUGGCACAGUUGGCCCAGAACCUGGCUCAGAUCAGUGACCUACAAGCCCAGCUGGAGGAAGCCCUCAAGGAGAAACGGGCAUUUCAGGAUAAGAUGCAAGCCCUCCAGAACCAGCUUGAGUUUCAAGAGCAAUCAAUGGUGGAGAAAUCCCUUGUCAGCCGUCAGGAGGCCAAGAUCCGUGAGCUGGAAACCAAGCUAGAGUUCGAGAGGACUCAGAUCAAACGCUUGGAGAAUCUUGUGGCUCGUCUUAAGGAAGUUGUGGAGAAACUCACAGAGGAAAGAGAUCAGUGCAGCAGCAUCGAGAAUAGAGAAAAGGAACAGAGUAAACGUCUACAGAGACAGAUCCGCGACAUGAAAGAAGAGAUGGCUGAACUGACUAAAAAGGAAGCUGAGGCCAGUCGUAAAAAACAUGAGCUGGAAAUGGACAAAGAAAUCUUAGAGGCCGCUAAUCAAAGCCUUCAGGCAGACCUCAAGCUGGCAUUUAAAAGAAUCGGCGACCUUCAAGCAGCCAUUGAAGAUGACAUGGAGAGUGAUGACAAUGAAGACCUUAUCAAAAGUCCAUUUGGUCGCAGCUCUUUUAACAGAUCUGAUGAAGAUGAAGACAAAGAAGAAGGCAGGACUACUCAUGAUAUGGAUUUGGCCGUACUAUAAGAUGGAACAGCAGUGAAGACAGACCGUAUGAAGCCACACUGCAGUCCUAGCUGUCCAUAUACAGCUCCUCCCACUCACCAAUCUAAACCACCUCUUCCUUGUUGGGGUUUUGGGGGCAGCUCAAGCCUAAAUAGGUCACUAGUACGUCACAGGACCACAUAGUCAUACAGACCACAACCCUCUUCUGUACUCACAAGUAUGAAUCUCCAAUUAACCUAACUGCAUGUCUCUGGGAUGUGGGAGAAACCAAUUUUGCAUGCAGAGCUGACCACAGCUGUGAUAAACUAGGCAUUCCUCCUCACUUAUUGGUGUGAAGUCACUGCAGACAUAGCUGCUCUGCAAAUAUAUAGACUUAUGCAGCAAUGCUUUUCUUCAAUUACAGCCAUAACUGAGCCUAAAAACAUAAUGUUGCACUUGUGUGUAUUAUUUCAUUUUUUUCUCUUUGUCUCUUAUGUCUUAAUUGUUUAUAGAGUAUGUGAUCCUCCCAAAUAUUAUGUAUUACUGUAAUACAAUAAAUUACCAAGAAGGUUAUUUCAACUGUUCAUGUAUACACAUUGAUUUAGUUUUAUUAGCUGAUAGUCUCUGCAGUAGAUUCUUUAGUCAAAUACCUCGGCUUAUGUCUGUUACAGUCUCUUUAUAUAAAUUUUACCACUAGAUUUCCUUUUGGUGAUGAAUAGACCUCAUCGUACUGUAAGAGAAAAGUUAGAAUCAUAGCCUACUUUACAGACAUUUCUUUAAAAACUCAUAGGACUCUAAAUUGCAAAUGUCAAAUUAUUUGAACCAGCACAUACUUUGUUUGAAUUAAUAUAUAAACAUCCCGAAUAGAUAUUAUGUACGUAUAUGUACGUAUAUAAUUGCGUCAGUGCAGUGUAACUUGAUUGCAAGUAGGUUACACUUUGGGUAACCAUUUUUGUCAAUUAUACUGUAUGUCAUUGAGGCCAUUUCAGUGCAAUCAUGCCUUUAAAUGGCUCAGUGCCUCAAACCUGUACCUUAAUGUGAUACACGAAAUUCUUUAUUGAUCUGUUUUGCUAAUAAGAGCUGUUGUUGUUAGUUCCAGAUAAAAGAAAUGUUUAUUUUAUGGGCUUUUUUCUUUAUGUUGAUAGGAACAUAAAGGUUUGAACAAUAAGAUUGGUUUUUCAUUUUUUUCUAUGCUGUCACCUCAUUGUUAAAAUAUGUUUUUAGACCUUUACCUGAAGUGCAGUCUCACAUGAAUUGUGCAUAGUUUACACCAGCUUUGCAAAAUGCAUUAUCUUUAGUUAUUAUUGAACUCAUUGACCACUUUUUAAAAUGUUUUCCAUUAAAGUUUAAUAUAUUCUAAA